This is a messenger RNA of Caenorhabditis angaria, 1177 nucleotides long. Lineage: Eukaryota; Metazoa; Nematoda; Chromadorea; Rhabditida; Rhabditidae. The record is from the annotation of a GenBank genome assembly.
AUGGAGGAGACUCGUAAAAGAAAACAAAACGAGACUGAAUUCCCGAAAUCUCUUGAAAUAAUGGUCAAAUCUUCAAAAAAUCCUGACUAUAUUAUUUGGAACUUAUCCUAUAUUGAUGAGUUAAUUCUAAAGAUUCGAAAUUCAACAUAUAAUCCAUUAUUAUUCCCAACUCUUGAGAAACUAUUGGUAGCUCCGAGCACUCUAAAAUUGACAUCUGGAUACAAGGUAAGAGUUUUUGAAAGAUUUUUUUUACGUCACACUGAAAUUUCAGCCAAUGCCUGGUUGGCCAUUGACACCGCAAGGACUUGCCGAGAAUCAACAGAAACUAAAUAAUGCUAUUAUAAAAUCUUCACAUCAAACUGAUUUGGAUCAAUCUAUAAACACGUGGGUUUUCCUAAUUCUAAAUUUUGAGCAGUUUUUUCAAAACUUUUUUCAUAAAAACAGAAAACAAUGGCAUACCUUCGACAUAAUGUUAUCAAUCGAAUAUUUGAAGACUUUUCAAUUUUAUCAACUUUUGACAUUCAAUGAUCAAAUUGUUUUGGCCAAACAUGUUACAGUAAUUAUUCAAUCAAUGACUUUUGCAUUCACAUCUUUUCAAUAUAACGCAGAUUGUUUCAAAACUCCUGAUGGAUGUUUCGUCGACAUUCGAAAUACGUAAGUUCUCCGAAUACUAAUUUCUAGGAUCUUAAUCAAUUUUUGCAGAAUGAAUCUUUUUGAUUUCAUCACUGGAGGAGAAAUGAAGUGAGUUUUGAAAAAAAAAUAUUCUAAAUUGAUAUAGAAAUUCAGAAAAAACAACACAAUUCUUCGAAAUCAUCUGAAAUCGUCUCAAAAUGUCAUGGGAUUUCUGAUUCGCGAAAAACUCACAAAUACCGAAUAUAUUCUACUGAAAGCAAUUGCAAUUUGUGAUCCAAUAUUUGAAUUAUCAGAAGAAGGACGGAAAAUUGUUUGGGAAACUCGUCAAACAUUUUCAAAAACAUUAUUCAAAUAUUGCGAAACUGAAUAUGGAAAAAGAAAUGGUCCUUCAAGAUUCGCAACACUUUUGAGUUAUAUCAAUUUGAUUAUUUAUCACCAAAAAAGUUUGCAAAAAUUCUUGACAAUUUUGAAAACGCAUUUCGUUUUCAAAAUGCCACAAGCAAUGUUUUCUUUGGAAGAUUCUGUUUUGAAUAUUAACAAUUAA